CUCAUUAACAUAAGAAUACAAAUCCGGAACAGAGAGCGAGAGUUAAAAGCUAAGUGUAUUGCUAAGAAAAUACCUCAAAAGAUGCUAUAAAAAUCAACGAAUUGGUAGAAGAUAUAAAAUAUCAUGUCAGAUAUACAACUAAGAAGAGAUAGUUUUGGCUAUUUGCCCUAUCUAACACACUGGGCGCCACACGAACCGGCUAUCAAAAAGUCAUACGUAGGAAACACAGAUCACUGGUCUAAGAUGAAACACAAGGUCGCGAGUAUUUCAAUACACGACCGUACAGGAAAGACAAGGGUAUUUCAGACAGAUAGAAUGAGGCAUGAACAAAUUGAAGGUAAGAAACCCCACGAUAACCUGAUACGUUUUCGGCACGAGAUAGAUGGGACCCUCAURAGGAUAGGAGGCCCAAACUUUUCAGAUCUGAUAGUAAAAGAGUUACAUGGUAAACUGCCUGGAGAUUACUACAAGCCGCGUCCGCUGCCACCAAAACUCCUCAGGACAGCGGCUAAUGCAAGGGCAAAGGAGGGGAAUAAAUACUGGUACAUCGAGAAGAAGUACACGAGUAAGAAAGACCCUGGAAAGUAUACAUUGGGAUCAUCUAAAACAUUUCUUGGUUAUGGUCAGCCAUAAGUGAGAUAUCAAGACUGUCAUGAUCAAGUGAAGCUCAGUUAAUGCCCCUCUUGCUGAUGUCGAAUUUAUUAUUUGUCAGAACCAGUGGAAGUAGAAUAUAAUUGGGCAGCUGAUCGAUGAUACAUCAAAAAGGCAAUAUUUUACACCGUGUUUAUGUGCUGUGAAGUACUAUUGUGUGGUAUUCUGACUCGAGGAAUAUCGUUUAAAUUUAAAAGAAAAGUCCAAUCAUUAAAGAAUUUUCAAACUCAACUCAACUCAAAAGGGUGAAACGUUUAUAAAGAUAGGCAGCUAUAAAGGAAAAAUUCCUUAGAUAUACAAGGAAAGCAUAUUGAGGGGUGACCCAUGCAUGGCAUUGCUGUUAGUUCAGUUACUAAGAGCGUUGAUCUGUUGUGCGGGAGGUCGUGAUUCGAGUCCCGGCCGGACCAACACUCAGGGUCUUGAGAUAACUAAGGAGAAGGUGCUGCCUUCGUGAUUACAUCUACAAAUGGUUAGACCUUCAUGUCUUCUGGGACAAGGAAUUAAAACAGUAGGCCUCGUCUGUCCUCAUUAUAACCCUAUCAAGAGAAUAUUGAGUAAGCUUACUUAAUAUUCUCUUGAACCCUUUACAAAGCGGACGUAAAAGACCCACUUAAGACGCUGUUGACUACCAUCUUUAGUGUCUGUGCUUAUAAUUCCUACAGGGCCCUUUGCAAAUGUAUGGACGCUUUCCUAGGACCAACCAAAACCCAAACGAUUUAGAUUAAUCUGUUCCGUUUAUUUAAUUGUCUUGACUAAGUAAUUGAAAGGUAAAGAUAAUAAUGAAAAUUUCUAAUCGUA
Actinia tenebrosa (Australian red waratah sea anemone) is the source of this 1449-nucleotide messenger RNA. RefSeq lists its product as uncharacterized. NCBI's taxonomy places the organism in Eukaryota, Metazoa, Cnidaria, Anthozoa, Actiniaria, Actiniidae. The record is from RefSeq and is a predicted model, not a curated record.